Messenger RNA from Gambusia affinis (western mosquitofish), 3686 nucleotides. RefSeq lists its product as uncharacterized. NCBI's taxonomy places the organism in Eukaryota, Metazoa, Chordata, Actinopteri, Cyprinodontiformes, Poeciliidae. The transcript has 6 exons. Bases 205 to 1056 code for a protein of 283 amino acids. The record is from RefSeq and is a predicted model, not a curated record.
AAAGUAGGUCUGUGUGUCAGCGGAGCGUUUCCGGGUUCUGCUGCCGAGUUGUUAUCACCUGCUCCAGCCUCCUUCCUCCUGCUAAGUCAGCGUCAAGCAGCUCUGGAGGCCCGGACACGGAACCGAACCAGCAGUCGUAAGCUGGCCCGGUUCAUGUCUGCUCGCUGAAAGCCUAAACCAGAGGAGGGACAGCGGGCAGCGGCGAUGGCGGCGUCGCUUCUCUCGGAGACCGACAUCAGGCACCGGUCCAUGGCGGAGGAGGAUCCGAACGGGAACGAGCAUGGGGCGGCUGCCCGCAGCGCGGCGCCUCGCUGGGGCCCGCAGCACGCCGGGGCCCGGCAGCUGGCCCGGCUCUACUCCCCAGGUAAACGAUUUCAGGAGUGGGUUUGUGUGAUUCUGUGCCUCUUCCUCUUCAUCAUCAACUUCUCCUUCCUCCUCCUGCACUUCUCCACCGUUCACAUCUACAAGAUCAUCCUCGGCAUUGUUUUGGGAAUAGUGACGGCAGAUUUUGCCUCGGGGAUUGUCCAUUGGGGAGCCGACACCUGGGGAUCCGUGGAUAUUCCUGUUGUUGGGAAGGCUUUCAUCCGGCCGUUCAGGGAGCACCACAUCGACCCGACCGCCAUCACUCGGCACGACUUCAUCGAAACCAACGGCGACAACUGCAUGAUCCCCAUCCUGCCGCUCGCCCACAUGGCCUACAGGUUCCUCACAUGCACACCAGAGGCUUUGGCGGCGUCCUACCCCUGGGACUGCUACGUGUUCGCCUUGGCGGUUUUUGUGACGCUGACCAACCAGAUCCAUAAGUGGAGCCACUCCUACUUUGGCCUCCCGCGCUGGGUCACUCUGCUGCAGGACUGGCACCUGGUGUUGCCACGGAAACACCACCGGAUCCACCAUGUUUCACCGCAUGAGACGUACUACUGCAUCACCACAGGGUGGUGCAACUAUCCAUUGGACCAGCUGGGCUUUUGGAGACGGAUGGAGUGGCUGAUUGAACAUCUGACGGGCCAGAGACCGCGAUCCGACGACAUGGCGUGGGCCAAGAAGACCGACUGACGGACAAACCCACUGAAACCAGUAACAGGGGAGAAUCAGGCGUGUAAAUGCAAAUAUGCAGAUGUAGAAAUGAUGGACAGAUGUUUAGAAACAGAGACAAACGUUUUUUUUCUUGUGUCACUGCGCUUCUGGUUUUUUUCUGCUUCAGAACAAACGAUGUGUUCAGAGAAAGAAAAUCUUUGUUGUUGGUGUAAAAGCUUUCUGGAUGUCCUGCAUCCAUCGGUUUGUCUUUGGACUCCUGAGGUGUUUGUUUAGUCGUGGUUCAGGUUUCUGGAGGUUGGGCUCUCCAGAAGAGAUGCUGAGCUGCUUGGGACCUGCAGCUCUUCACACCAACACAUAACAAAGGAAAGCAUUCAGUUACCAGCUUUAUUUUAUGUUUCUUUCUUGGUUUGUUGGGAGAUUUUCUUGUCGGAACCCACAAACCAGGUGAAAUUAUGUUUAAAAAAUGGCUACAUUCUCACAAAGGAGUAAAAAUCUGCUAAUUUUAUGAUGUUUCCAUCUAAUAUUUUGGAAUCUAUAUUAACAUUCAAGAUUUAACGAAUAUUUACUGAGUUGAACUCUUGAUCUUCAUGAACAACCAAAAAUCCUAAUAACUCCAGUUGGAUGUUAUGAUUUAUAUUCAGGUGUUUGUUAGAUUAGAUCAGACUUAGUCUUUCACUUUUAAGAUUUUAGAUUAAUCCAUUCUUUGCUAGAAACAAACCACAUUGGGAUCCAGAGGAGUAAUCAACUAUAAAUAUCCGUCCAACUCACAAAAAAAUGAGUUCAAAUUACAAACAUAAGAUCCUAAUGUUGGUUCAUCAAUUCAUCCAUUAACCUAAUCAUCGAUCAAUCAACCCCACCCAAAUUGACCAACCAAAUAGACCACCCAUCCAACCAAACGAACCCCCACCUAAAUCUAUUAAAUAACCAACCUCACCCAAAUAAAAAAGCCAACCAGUUCCACCCAACCACCUUAAGCCAAAUAGACCAGCCCCACUUAAAUAUGUUAACCAACCAACCCAAAAUCGACAAACCAACCAAUCUUUUCAUAUACUGACAUAUGACAAGCUUACAGAUGUUUCUACAUUUAGGUAGAUCCAUCAAAAUGUGCAUCAUUUUAUUUAAUAUGAUGUUGGCAGUGAUGGUAUAGUACAGUAUGUACAUUUUCUAAAAAAAAACAAGGCAAAAAAAACAACUAAAGGAUGUUCUCUAUUAAAAAUAAUGUGAUUUUGGUGAAAUGAGUAGAAGCCCCUCCCCCUUUUUGGACAUCCGUAUAUUAGCCCCUCCCCUUUUUGAGCUCAAAUAUUUGGGCCACUCUUUACUACUGAAACACCAGUGGUGAUGCCAGACAGAGGACAGAAAUGUCUUAUUUUACACUCACUGAUGUAUCGACUGUUGAUACAGUCGAUACAUCAAAACGUAGGUAUUUCUGUCUAUUUUCACCCAGUGUGUCUCCCGCUGCUGUCAGACUUGCAGUUUUCUGUCAGAUCAGCUCAGAGUGCAGAGAGCACUCACCCGUAAUCUAAUCCACCUUCAUUAUGUGUCUUUUUAAACUGGAACUUGCAGUCUCAGUAACUUGUUGUAUUUUCUACAUAAAACAGUAGAAACUCUUACAUGCGUGUCUACCAGAAGGUUCUGGAGCUCCUGGUUUCACAAUUUUUUGAUAGAACUUGUAGUUUUUCCACAGCGUCUAUUUGUUUGAGUUUUAAAUUUUUUGUCUCUGCUCUCUGGCAGAAAUCGCCAUAGCAACCAGUGACUCAGCAUUUUCUCUGAUUCUCCUGUAUUGUGUGACUCCUGAUUAAAAUUGAUUCAAUCAGGAACUGAGAGGUUCUUAGGAAAAACAGGAAAGGGGUUCUAGCUCAGACUUUCAAAAUAAAAUCUCCAGACAGCUGCAGUGUCUCUUCAAAAUUUCUGUUAACAUUUUAUUGAUCAUGAAACGGGAGAAUCUCAGCUUUUAUUUCCAGCUUUUUUGCGUCAGUUCACAGAACAUUGUAGAAUUGGACAAGUUGUUUUAGUAUAAAAAUAGACUGAAAAUAAUGUGAAUAAAAUUUAAGAUCUUCCAUUUACCAAAUAAAAAUUAUGCUUGUUUCAGUGGUGACCUCUGGGUUUACGGCUCAGUCACAUUUAUCAGGUUGUCGGGACCGAAAAUAAAACAUAAAAGUUGGUCUUUGAUCCUGCUUCAGAUGUUUUCAUUAAAGUGAUUGCUUUAUUGGCAGCAGAGGGAGUCCGUUUCUGACUGAACCCGAGCAUGAAGUCAAUUUUCUGGGGGAAGAAACUCCCGGCUCCGCUCUGACGCUCGAUCAGAUGAGAAAUGGGAAAAUAACUAUUUUGGUUUUUGCUUCUGUAACCGUCGGCUGCAGAGUUGACUUAAUUUGUGAAAGCUGCUCCAAUCAACACAUCAGCAAAAACAACAACAGCAUUUUAUGGUUGCACCAAGUAAACGGCGUCUUUAACACUUCACUCACAGAUGAAAUCACAGAUGAUGCAUGCACACUGACAGAACGACUCUGAUGUUUGACUCUGGCUUUAUAAUUUUCUAUUUUUUUAUGAACAGAUCGAGCCUUGUUUGUUUCCAUGUUGCAGCUCGCUGCUGGUUUGCCUUAAUGUUUUUAUCUGCUGUUUGAUUUGAAUAAAGAUUUAGUAACUCCUGA